AUGGCAGCAUCAUCUUCCCUCCCAAUGAUGGGUAGUCGCUUGGGGAACCGGCGGCUUGCAGCUCUCGCUCUCUGCCUUGUAUUGCUCCUCCAUAUCACUACCACUACUUUGGUAUUGUCCUCCAACAAGGGAAAAGGCGGCGGUGCAAAAAAAGGUGGCGCACAAAAAGGUGGUGGUGCACAGAAACGUGGCGGUGCUCAGAAAGGUGGCGAUCGAAAAGGUGGUGCACCUGGAACUGCUGGCGGUAAACCCCGUGGUGUCGUACACGUUGGUGAUGCAGCACCUGCUGCCGGCGGCAGCUUCCGAGCUCGUGGAAGUGGCGGAGCCAUCACAUACCAUGGAGGGCCUCUGAUGACCGGCGACAUUAACCUUUCCAUCCUAUUUUACGGCCAGUUUACAGCCGAACAAAAGAACGUGAUUCAGAGUUUCCUGAGGUCCCUCGAGAACACGGAGAACGAUCACGUCGCCGCCGUGCACAGGUGGUGGGACGUCAUCGAGAGCUACCAAUUGUUCACUGGUCCAACCCCUGCUACCGGUACCCCACCUAGACUCCGCAUCAAGGUGGGCAUCCAGCAGAGCGACGACAAGUACUCGAUCGGAAAAGUGUUAACCCUUACAUACUUCAAGAAUCUGGUGAAGAAGGCCGACUCCGGCAAGCCCAACACUCUUUUCGUGUUCUUCACCGGGAGCCAAGUGACGGUGCACCAAUUGUGCCGUGGCAAAUGCUAUGACCACGGCUUAAUUGACAACAAACCAUACCUCGUCGUCGGAAACCCCGAAAUCUUGUGCCGCGGGGCUUGCGGUUGGCCAUUCCAGAGGCUGGACUACGGUACGCCUAAUCAAGUGACGGUGAAGCCCCCCAACGGCAACAUGGGCAUUGACGCCAUGCUCGCCCACUUCGCCUCCGGCUUGGCAGCCGUCGUCACCAACCCAUUCAACACUGGAUUCUUCAAGCCGGGACCCAAGAGCGACCCCAUCGAGGCCGGCACCGCCUGCGACAACAUCUUCGGAAGCGGUGCGGUCCCAGGCAAGACCGGCAAGGUAUUGGUCGACCCCGCUACCGGUGGGUCCUAUAAUGCUGUCGGAGAGAAGGGCAUGAAGUUCAUGCUCCCCGCCGUCUGGAACCCACGAACUUCCUCCUGCUGGACGGCCAUGUAA
Molecule: messenger RNA, 1158 nt
Organism: Pyrus x bretschneideri (Chinese white pear)
Lineage: Eukaryota; Viridiplantae; Streptophyta; Magnoliopsida; Rosales; Rosaceae
Product: protein EXORDIUM-like 1
Exons: 1
Coding region: 1-1158 (385 amino acids)
Source: RefSeq, a predicted model, not a curated record